AUGCAUCAGGACAUGGUUCUACUUGUACGGGAACCAAAACCUGAAUUUCGGUUGUGCCUUUAUAUCGUGUUUGACUUUAUUCAAAUCUUAAUUUUUUUCUUUUGUUUGAUGUUUAUACAGACUUGGCUUCAUUCUGAACAAGAAGCAGCAAAAGACUUGAGAAAAGCUUUAUCAGAGGCAGAGGCUAGAAAUUUGGAGCUGGCAACAGAGCUUGAAACUGUUACCAGAAAAUUAGAUCAGCUUCAGGAAUCGGUACAAAGGUUCAAUGAAUAUUUGAAUAUGUCACUUAAGAUGGCCGCACGAGACACAGGAGCCCUUAGAGAGGCGAAAGACAAACUUGAAAAGCGUGUUGAGGAAUUAACAUUGCGUUUACAACUAGAAACGCGACAGAGAACCGACCUGGAAGAAGCAAAAACACAAGAAUAUGCAAAACAACAGGAGGCUUUACAAGCAAUGUGGUUGCAAGUUGAAGAAGCAAACGCUGUUGUGGUCAGAGAGAGGGAGGCUGCAAGGAAAGCUAUUGAAGAAGCACCUCCAGUCAUUAAGGAGAUUCCGGUAUUGGUUGAGGAUACUGAAAAAAUCAAUUCAUUAACAUCAGAGGUGGAGGCUCUAAAGGCUGAACGACAAGCCGCAGAACAUUUGGAAAAAGCUUUCUCUGAGACAGAAGCUAGAAAUUCAGAGUUGGCGACAGAGCUUGAAAAUGCUACAAGAAAAGCAGAUCAGCUUCAUGAAUCAGUACAAAGACUCGAAGAGAAGCUUUCGAAUUCAGAGUCAGAGAUUCAAGUACUCCGUCAACAGGCACUUGCUAUUUCUGGAGAAACAAAGACUACACCGGAAGAUAUACUAGUCAAGUGUAUUUCACAAAAUCUUGGAUACAAUGGGGACAUGCCUGUUGCUGCAUGUGUCAUAUACAAAUGUCUCCUUCACUGGAGAUCAUUUGAAUUGGAAAGAACUAGCGUCUUUGACCGUAUCAUUGAAACAAUAGGUUCAGCCGUUGAAGUGCUAGAAGACAAUGAGGUUUUGGCGUAUUGGUUAUCUAAUUUAGCCUCUUUAUCAUUGUUUCUGGAACAAAUAAUCAACGCAGCUAGAUCAGCUAGCACCAAUGACAUCAACGGAAAGUUUGGUGAAAGGAAGAGCACACGCAAAUGCUGCUCUGAUUGCACAUUGGGAAAGUAUCAGGAAAAGCCUAAACACAAUGGGGAGUACGUUAAAGCUGGUUUGGCUGAAUUAGAGCAGUGGUGUAUAGAGGCUACGGAUGAAUAUGCUGGCUCAGCUUGGGAUGAGUUAAGGCAUAUCAGGCAGGCUGUUGGCUUCCUGGUUACUUAUCAAAAGCCAAAAAUGAGCUUAGCCGUAAUUACAAGUUUCUUUCCGGUGUUAAGUAUACAGCAGCUAUACAGAAUCAGCACAAAUUACUGGGAUGAGAAAUAUGGCACUCAUAGUGUUUCUUCAGAUGUUAUUGCAAACAUGAGGGUUAUGAUGACAGAGGACUCGAACAAUGCCGUAAGCAGCUCCUUCCUUUUGGACGAGGACGAUAGCAUUCCAUUCACGGUGGGGGAUAUAACAGAGUCAAUGGAACAAGUGAAUGUAAACGACAUUGAACUUCCUCAGCUGAUCCGCGAAAACUCAAGUUUCAGCUUCUUACUCACUCGUAAAGAAGCUAGUCCAUCAUAAACUGGCAUUGGUGUGUUUGACGAUGUAGUCCUGCAUUGAGAAUGUAUUCAAUCUUUUUUUUGGGAUGGAUUUUAAUUUAGUUAUUUAUAUAUUUUGCUGGUUUGAGUGUUGUUGCAAUAAACGACUCAUAACUUAUAUUUAAG
Arabidopsis thaliana (thale cress) is the source of this 1814-nucleotide messenger RNA. RefSeq names its product myosin (gene HDK). The record is from RefSeq and is marked reviewed. Lineage: Eukaryota; Viridiplantae; Streptophyta; Magnoliopsida; Brassicales; Brassicaceae. The transcript is spliced from 14 exons. Bases 1 to 1671 code for a protein of 556 amino acids.